Molecule: messenger RNA, 1047 nt
Organism: Pelagomonas calceolata
Lineage: Eukaryota; Pelagophyceae; Pelagomonadales; Pelagomonadaceae
Source: the annotation of a GenBank genome assembly
CUAGGCGACGCCAGCAUUUGGCAACCUUAAAACAGCCUCUAAAGCACGCACGCCUGCCUGCAGAACAAAUAGGUGGUCGCUGUGUGUGCCCAUCGAAGCAGCGCACACGACCCAGGCUCGUUCGCAGUCGACGGGUAGCCCUCACAUUCAGCAGCAGCUGCCACGCGUUGUGCAAGCAAUACGCGUCGCGCGGCCGGACAUAUAGAGCACGUGCCCGGUUAUAUAGAGCACCACAACAAUGGCCUCGACGAGCAACGUCGCGAGCGACGACUACUACAAAGUGCUCGGCGUCGACCGUAAUUGCGACGAGGCCGCCCUGAAAAAAGCAUACCGACGAGCGGCCGUCAAGUGGCACCCCGACAAGUGGUCCUCGAAAUCCCAGGCCGAGCAAAAGGCUGCGGAAGAAAACUUUAAGCGCGUCGCCGAGGCCUACGACGCGCUGAGCGACCCGCAGAAGCGGGCGGCCUACGACCGCUACGGCAAGGAUGGUUCAAGGAGCGUCGACCAGGGCGGGUCCGGCGCGCCGCACGUCGACCCCGAGGAGCUGUUCCGCCAGUUCUUCGGCGGGGCCAUGGGCGGCCCGGGCAUGGCCUUCGGGGGCAUGCCCAUGGGCGGGAUGCACUUCGGGGGCGGGCCGGGCAUGGCGUUUUACGUGAACGGCGUGCCGGUUGGGGGGAGACGGCGGGGCGGCGCACCGCAACCAAUGGAGAUGCCGCAGAUCGAGGUACCGCCGUUCGUCGAGGCCCUGAUCAAGACGGUGCCGCCGCCAUUACUUGUUGUGGGCGUCCUGGCCUUCGUGAUGCUCGCGAUGCAGCUGGUGAGCGCCUUGAUGCAGUUCUUGAUGCCGGUCAUGUUUCCGCUGUUGAUGGUCAACAACUUCGCGCCUCAAAACCUGCGGGCGCCCCUGAUGCUGGGGCUCGUCGCCACGAGUCUCGCGACGGCGUUUUUGUGAAUAAGUAUACGUGGUAUCGACGCGCCGAAAGCGAGUAGGGACACACCAACGCCAUCGACGUGCCGUCGUCGAGGGCGAAACUAGGGACACAAAGC